This is a messenger RNA of Trematomus bernacchii (emerald rockcod), 418 nucleotides long. Its product is annotated as cytochrome c oxidase subunit 6C-1. The transcript is spliced from 3 exons. Bases 47 to 280 code for a protein of 77 amino acids. Lineage: Eukaryota; Metazoa; Chordata; Actinopteri; Perciformes; Nototheniidae. The record is from RefSeq and is a predicted model, not a curated record. Gene Ontology annotation, biological process: mitochondrial electron transport, cytochrome c to oxygen.
ACCAUAUUGAGUAAGUACUUUUUCUUUUCUCUACAGGUGAUCCAUUAUGUCUCUGCAAAAGCCUCUGAUGAGGGGUUUGCUGGCAAAGCGUCUGAGGUUUCACGUUCCCAUCGUCGCGUUCGCUCUGUCCAUACUGGCUGCUGUGGGCUGGAAGUACGGAGUGACCGAGCCGAGGAAACAGGCGUACGCUGACUUCUACAAGCAUUACGACGCCGUCAAAGAGUUCACCGCCAUGAGGGAGGCCGGCGUCUUCCAGAGCGUGCGGCCCACCGCAAAGUAAAACCACCAGCUCUUCUCCCCGUCACUCUUUCCUGUUCUGAGGAUGAAGUUCCUUCUUUGGAUGUUAUUUACUGAUUUAGAUGUGAACACCGCUAUGCUGUUCUGUUCCUCUAAAUAAAAUAUUCUAUUAAUGUAAAAA